CGGGUUCUCCGCUCCAGUUAUCUACCUCCAGGACGAAUUCGCGGUAGCACUAUGCCGACAUCUGUUGAUCUUGCCUCUUUAUGUCUCUUCCCCGCCACUCUGGCGCAAGUGGCGGAGUCUCGGAAACGCCAGUACCCCGAGUGGGCUGGGCAUCUCACGUUCGAACAGUUCACCGAGCGCGAUCUUGCCUAUGACAAUCUGGAGCAUGCAAAGGGUGGUAGAAUGACGAUCUGGGUUUUAGCACCCAGGGUCGAUCCCCAGACACUGGACUUCGCGUGUGCUUGCGAGACGUACCGACGAGAUGCAUUUGUCAAAUGGUCUGACGGCAAGGUCGAAGAGGUGGUAGGCUUUGGAAUUGCAUCCGUCUACACGCCGGAUGGCAAGCGCCACAAAGGCUACGCCUCGCAUAUGAUGCGUCUGCUGCAUUGGGUGCUCACCUCUGAUUCGCUGAAAGAAGAAGACUUUCCUAAGGCUUGGGGCUCACCUCCGCCCAAGGUGCAAGGCGCGGGAGACGCAAAGUUUUCCGUGCUCUACAGCGAUGCUGGUCCCGAGUUUUAUCGCACGUGUGGCCCAACGGAGGGAAAGAGCGGCGGGUGGGAGGUUAAAGGCGCUGUAUCGACGCUGUGGGACGUGCCGGAUGAAGCAAUUCUGGAGGAGUCCCACAGCUGGAGAGACAUUCGGGAGGAAGAGGAGUUGAAGGUAUUCUGGGAGAAAGACGCACAGCUGAUGAGACAGACUCUGGCAGCGCGUCAGCCGGAAGCUGGGAAGGUGGCGGCAGCGUCUUUUUCCCCUCACAAAGGUGUCGCGAUGUUCCAAGUCCCUCGGUCCAAGUUUCAUACACACCACCUCUUCACGCUCGACGUCUGGGGAACGGAACUGGCGGAUCCUACGCAGGAUGUGCCGACCUACGCAACGUGGGCCGUGGACCUCUCGUACAAACCGCGUCGGCUCCUCAUCACGCGCAUGAGCGCAUCUUCUGAGACCUUUCCUGUGCUCCUGAAGAAGAUCUUCGGAGUAGCAAAACAUGCUGGCCUUCAGAAGGUCGAGAUUUGGAAUCUGGACAAGUCCCUGUUAAGUGCAGCGGAAGCGCUGCGAGGAAGGACGUACGAGCGAUCGGAGCAUAUUUCGGCGUUCAGGUGGUACGGUGAAGAACCCACUAGCGAGAUACAAUGGACGUUUAAUGAGAAGUUUGGAUGGUGCUAGGCUGGUUGACGGUAGAUAGGUCAGCAAUCCGCCGCGGAUUUUACGAACUGUUUGAGUUGUAGGAUGUGCUUCAAGGCGUUGCAAUACUAUCACUAACAAUGUCACAACU
This is a messenger RNA of Coniophora puteana RWD-64-598 SS2, 1312 nucleotides long. RefSeq lists its product as uncharacterized. Lineage: Eukaryota; Fungi; Basidiomycota; Agaricomycetes; Boletales; Coniophoraceae. The record is from RefSeq and is a predicted model, not a curated record. The transcript is spliced from 4 exons. Bases 52 to 1203 code for a protein of 383 amino acids.